Messenger RNA from Talpa occidentalis (Iberian mole), 1296 nucleotides. RefSeq names its product Fc receptor-like protein 2. NCBI's taxonomy places the organism in Eukaryota, Metazoa, Chordata, Mammalia, Eulipotyphla, Talpidae. The record is from RefSeq and is a predicted model, not a curated record. Gene Ontology annotation, biological process: cell surface receptor signaling pathway. Gene Ontology annotation, molecular function: transmembrane signaling receptor activity.
AUGCUGUUGUGCUCAUUGCUGAUCAUCUUUGUCACGGAACAGGCAGAUGAACUGAAGUUCCUGGCUCCCUCUUCUGUCUUUGAAGGAGACCGAAUAGUUCUGAUGUGCCAGAAUAAGAAUAACUGGAAAAUAAAGACUGUGACUUAUUACAAGAAUAAAAAACAGGUGUUUUUGACAAAUGCAGCUUCAAACUUCAUUAUACAAAGUGUAGCUCUGAGGGACAGUGGCAAGUAUCAUUGUACUGUUACUCAAAGAAAAUCAUGGACAAAAUGAGCAACUUCAAGAAUAGUAGAGAUGGAAGUCUGAGAGCUGUUUCCACAUCCUGUGCUGACAGCCAGACCCUCCUGGCCCACUGAGGGGAGCCCAGUCACCCUGACUUGUGUGACCUGGUUAUCUCCACAGAGGUCAGAUGUUCAGCUCCAAUUUCGCUUUUUCAGAGAUAGUAGGGUCUUGGGGCCAGGCUGGAGCAGCUCCCCAGAGCUCCAAAUCCCAACCAUGUGGAAUGAAGAUUCAGGGUCUUACUGGUGCCAGGUAGAGAACACACACAGCAUCAGAAAACAGAGCUACCUGUCCCAGAUUCAAGUGCAGAGAGUCCUACUCUCCAACGUAAGCUUACAGUCAGCGAGCCCUGGGGGACAGGUGAUUGAAGGAGGGAGUCUCAUCCUACUGUGCUCAGUGGCUGAGGGCAUGGGAAACAUCACGUUUUCCUGACACAGAGAGACCACAGGAUACAGUGUGGGAACGAAGACACAGCGUUGCCUGUCAGCAGAGCUGGAGGUCCCUACUGUGAAGGAGAGUGAUGCUGGUGAAUAUUACUGCAGAGCUGACAAUGGUCAUGAUCCCAUCCAGAGCAAGGUGGUGAAAAUCCCUGUAAAAAUUCCAGUGUCCCGCCCUGUGCUCACCCUCGGGGCUUUUGUCCAGGCUGCGGUGGGGGACGUGGUGGAGCUUUACUGUGAUGCCAAGAGGGGGUCUCCCCCCAUCCUGUAUCGGUUUUAUCAUGAGGAUGUCACCCUGGGAAAUAGCUCAGCCCCCUCUGGAGGAGGGUUGUCUGUCAAUCUUUCUCUAACCACAGAACAUUCUGGAAACUACACCUGUGAGGCUGAUAAUGGCCUGGGAGCCCAGUGCAGUGAGAUGGUGCCAUUCUUCAUUUCAGGGACUGAUGCCUACAGAGGAGACCUCGUCACAGCCAGAGUUCUUGGGGUUUUAUCUGGUAUCCUUGGUUUCAUUGCUGUUACUCUGUUUCAUUGCUGUUUUACUGUUGGCCUAAGACAUCAGGUUCCCACCAAAGUGCCUUAG